AUGCAAAGGUCCGGCCCGGGGCUUAUCAUCGUCCAAUCCCGACAGGCGUCAAAGCCCACCAAUGAGGAGGACUGGACGCGAUCCGACGCGUACCACAAUUCCUUCCUCCACGAGCCCGAUGCUGUCCUUGACUGGAUCGUGAAGAAUAGCAAGGAGAAAGGCUUACCCGACAUUGCCGUGAGCGCCGCGCAGGGGAAGCUGUUGAAUCUGCUCGCGAGGAGUAUCAAUGCGAAGCGUGUGCUCGAGGUCGGCACGCUUGGCGGGUACUCCACUGUUUGGCUCGCCCGUGCGCUCCCGCCCGAUGGCAAGAUCAUCACCCUCGAAAUCAACGCGCACCAUGCCGCGGUCGCCACUGAGAACCUCGCGCAUGCGGAUGUUGCGGACAAGGUCGAGCUGAUCCUCGGGCCGGCGCUCGAUUCGCUCCUGCAUCUCUCGUCGGAGCCCGUACCGUUCGACUUCGUCUUCAUCGAUGCCGACAAGCAGGGCAACCUAGACUACUUCAAGCAGGCGAAGCGGCUCGUGAGAACCGGUGGAGUCAUCAUUGUGGACAAUGUUGUCCGCUAUGGACGCGUCGCGGACCCGGAAUACAGCGACGCAAACGUGGAGGGCGUUCGCACCCUGCUUGCCGGCCUCAAGGGUGAUGACGAGGUUGACGCGACGACCACCGGGACGGUUGGCGACAAGGGAUACGACGGGUUCUUGUAUGCUAUCAGGAAAUGA
This is a messenger RNA of Mycena indigotica, 720 nucleotides long. RefSeq names its product O-methyltransferase family 3 protein. NCBI's taxonomy places the organism in Eukaryota, Fungi, Basidiomycota, Agaricomycetes, Agaricales, Mycenaceae. The coding region runs from base 1 to 720 and encodes 239 amino acids. The transcript is spliced from 4 exons. Gene Ontology annotation, molecular function: O-methyltransferase activity; S-adenosylmethionine-dependent methyltransferase activity. The record is from RefSeq and is a predicted model, not a curated record.